Messenger RNA from Wallemia mellicola CBS 633.66, 854 nucleotides. RefSeq names its product NGG1p interacting factor 3 family. Lineage: Eukaryota; Fungi; Basidiomycota; Wallemiomycetes; Wallemiales; Wallemiaceae. Gene Ontology annotation, cellular component: cytoplasm; mitochondrion. Bases 33 to 851 code for a protein of 272 amino acids. The transcript is spliced from 2 exons. The record is from RefSeq and is a predicted model, not a curated record.
CGAUUUCAAACGCGAAAAUAGUAUCAAAUGCUAUGCAGAAGAUUGCACCAUUAGAGCUAGCAGAGAGAGCCUGGGAUAAUGUUGGUUUGCUCGUAGAAGCACCUUUCGAGAAGCCAGGAAACAACGACGUCGUUAUCGUCAACGAUUUGACAGAGAGAGUCUUCAAUAAGGUUUUGGCUGACCACCCUAGCACUUCUGUCAUUGUCAGUUAUCACCCACCAAUCUUCAGAGCUCUCAAGACGAUCACAAUGGAUAACUCAAUCCAAAGAACUGUUUUGAAGUGUAUUGCUAAUGGUAUUAGUAUCUACUCGCCACAUACAGCUUGCGAUGCUGUCAGAGGCGGUGUAAAUGACUGGAUGUUCUCUGCAAUCACCGGCCAUUCCACAUCGCAGCCGAUAAUCCCGUCAAACACAACAUUAGCAAACCAUCAAGAUGCAGGCAUGGGUAGAUACGGUAACUUUGAGAAUGCAGUAUCAUCAAGUGAUAUUAUCAAUCGCGUCAAGGAGCAUUUUAAGGUGGAUUCACUUCAGUUUGCAGAUGGUGGUAAGAAGUCCUUCAAUUCAGUAGCUGUAUGUGCUGGAUCUGGCUCGUCCAUACUCAGUAAGGCACCAUCUGUUGAUUUAUAUGUUACUGGCGAGAUGGGACACCACGACGUCUUAGCAGCCGUAGCACAAGGCAUAUCCGUCAUACUGCUAAACCAUAGCAACUCGGAGCGGAUGUACCUUCAAACCAGUCUAAAGGACGCCCUCAUGAAUGUUAUGAACCUCGAGCGAGAAGAAGCAGGUAUACCAGCAGCUGACUACUCUGUAUCAGCUUGUGUCGCCGAUAAGGACCCACUUGUAUCAGUAUGAAUU